Messenger RNA from Aureobasidium namibiae CBS 147.97, 552 nucleotides. RefSeq lists its product as uncharacterized. The transcript is spliced from 2 exons. NCBI's taxonomy places the organism in Eukaryota, Fungi, Ascomycota, Dothideomycetes, Dothideales, Saccotheciaceae. The record is from RefSeq and is a predicted model, not a curated record. The coding region runs from base 1 to 552 and encodes 183 amino acids.
AUGACCUGCUUUACCUGUCGACUGGGUGCUCGAUGUCUUACCAGAGACUUACGCGAGCUUGGCUUCAAGAAGAAGCUCGUACGCAAGUUUGUCGAAUGCCCUGACAGCGUCAAGCAUGCUACGGCUCUGCUCAAGUUCUACUCACCUCCCUCCCGCAAGCCUAGAAAGGGCAGAUACAAUGACCUGUGUCUUCGCAAGGGCUCACGAAAACAACUAUGGGUGGUCUACGAUCCACUCAAGCACAAACCAACCCUCGACGAGGACGCACUUUUGCUCACCGUGAGAUUCGCCAUUUUCCAACCUGGAAAUCCGCGUCUCAUCGAAUACAACACCAAAACCACAGCACUCCGCAUCCGCUCGUCGAGAAUCAUCGCGGGCCAGCAAAUCGACUACACUGCCAAUGGUCCCGUUCUCAGGCCUCUAGAGGUAGAAGAAAGCGACUCUGAACCCGAGGCUGCCACUUCUGCCGCAAAACAACAGGAAGUCACUCCGUCUGCAUCGCACAAAGCCAGUAGCGACUCCGAGCUUACCGUACUGGAAUCCGAUGAAUAG